Molecule: messenger RNA, 771 nt
Organism: Camelina sativa (false flax)
Lineage: Eukaryota; Viridiplantae; Streptophyta; Magnoliopsida; Brassicales; Brassicaceae
Product: putative calcium-binding protein CML27
Molecular function (GO): calcium ion binding
Source: RefSeq, a predicted model, not a curated record
AAAAAAAAAAUGGCAAGCGCAAAUCCAGAAACCGCCAAACCCACGCCUGCAUCGGUGGACAUGGCUAACCCAGAGGAGCUUAAGAAAGUCUUCGACCAGUUCGAUUCCAACGGCGACGGCAAGAUCUCGGUGCUCGAACUCGGCGGCGUGUUUAAGGCCAUGGGGACUUCCUACACGGAGACGGAGCUCAACCGCGUUUUGGAGGAAGUCGACACAGAUCGCGACGGUUUCAUCAACCUGGACGAGUUCUCUACACUCUGCCGCUCGUCUUCCUCCGCCGCGGAGAUCCGUGACGCCUUCGAUCUAUACGAUCAGGACAAAAACGGACUGAUCUCCGCCGCUGAGCUUCAUCAGGUUCUUAACCGCCUUGGGAUGUCUUGCUCUGUCGAAGACUGUACUCGUAUGAUCGGACCUGUGGAUGCUGACGGCGACGGGAAUGUCAAUUUCGAAGAGUUUCAGAAGAUGAUGACCUCUUCCUCCCUCAUCAACAACGGAUCUGCUAAUGGAGGUUCGGCUUAGGGUUUUUUGUUUUUGUUUUUCUUUUUAUAUCGAUCUGGAUUCUCUGAGAAAUGGAAUUUCAAAUUGGGAACAAUAAUAAUAGGUACUCGUUUAAAAAAAAAUGUGAUAAAUCAUCAUCAAUCUAACUUCAAUAUGAGUUUGUUUCAUACUUUAGAUGGUGGAGAUUUUAUUUUUAAGUAGAUCUGCUGCAUAUUCUGGAUAUAUCAUCGUUGCUCUCUCUCUUUGUUCAAGCAAAUCUGGUUUCUAAAUUCA